Messenger RNA from Acomys russatus (golden spiny mouse), 1539 nucleotides. RefSeq names its product ring finger protein 227 (gene Rnf227). Bases 124 to 696 code for a protein of 190 amino acids. Gene Ontology annotation, biological process: protein ubiquitination. Gene Ontology annotation, molecular function: ubiquitin protein ligase activity. The transcript is spliced from 2 exons. NCBI's taxonomy places the organism in Eukaryota, Metazoa, Chordata, Mammalia, Rodentia, Muridae. The record is from RefSeq and is a predicted model, not a curated record.
ACUAUAUUAAAAGGGGACAGAAGCGGCGGCGCCGGCCCCAGGUCCCAGGCCCAAAGAAGGGCUCGCUCGGUCUGCCUUCUUAGCCGCCCCCGGGAUCGACGUCCUUCGGCCAAGGCGGCCACCAUGCAACUCCUGAUGAGGGUGCCCUCUCUACCCGAGCGGGGUGAGCUGGACUGCAACAUCUGCUUCCGACCCUACAACGUCGGAGCCCGCGCGCCCCGCCGCCUGCCUGGCACGGCGCGCGCCCGCUGCGGCCACACGCUGUGCACCGCCUGCUUGCGCGAGCUGGCCGCGCGGGGCGACGGCAGCCGCACGGCCGCGCGCGUGGUGCGCCUGCGCCGCGCUGUCACGUGCCCGUUCUGCCGCGCGCCCUCCCCGCUCCCGCGCGGCGGCGUCACGGAGAUCGCGCUAGACCCCGGCUUGUGGUCGCGGCUGGAGGAGAAAGCCCGGGCUGAAGGUGAAAAAGACCCGAUGGGGAGCCCGGCCAAGGAAAGCGGAGGCGACGGAGAGGACGAGGACGGGGAAGAGGAGAGCGAGCAGGGGGCGGGACCCACAAGUGCGGGUUGGCGCGCGCUGCGCCGAAUUUUGGACAGGGUCCUGGCGCCGGCGCGCCGCUUGCGGCGUCCGUUGCCUAGCAAUGUGCUCUACUGCCCAGAGGUCAAGGACAUUGCCCACAUGACCCGUUGCACGCUGUAACCGAAGAACCUAGGAGGCAGGUGUGAGCAGCAUCCCCAAAUGGGUUGAUGUCAAGACUACCCCCUCUGAUGCUGGAAUUCGUACGUGCGUGAUGGAGUUGAACAGAAAGUACCCUGGGUGGUGUGAAUUCUGAACGGCGGGAGGCUCCUAGACUGUGCCAGCAUUACAUUUUCAGAAUGGAGUGGCCAAGGGACAAUAGAAAUGUGGGAAGAAACAAAUACCAAGCUAUAGCUUUGGCGUCCGUUCUGGGAGGCUGUGGUGUAAGCAACAGAUCCCAUCUUAUCAUUGCUCAGUGGUUGAAUAUGUUUUCUUAAAAAGCAAAACAAAAACCCAGACAGGACGGGAGAUAAGCUAAUUUUGAUGUCGGGUCAAUCUCACUUAUCUGGUUGUGUGUGUUUGCUGGCGUGCCAUCUUCCUACUCUCCGUUCCGUGUUCCAGAAAUUACUGAGUUGCCUCCCUGCUCACAAUCAGCCCGCCUUCAGCUUGAUAGGGCAGGUAUGAAAACACCCAAGGGGCAUCUGCAUAAGGCCUUAAUUAAGGCUUAUCAAGGACGGGUGAGCCUAUUGAUGAAGGAAGCAAAAUUUAACCCUUUAUCUGUUAAUCUUUACAGACUGUAGCAAUACUGAGAAGAGACGCUCACAUAAUUUUAAGUUUUUGUCCCAUAAUGGGACAUAGCUUAUUAUAUGAGAUUAGCUCUAUUUUAAAGUCCUGUAAAUAUCUUACUAUAGACUUAAAAUCAAGACCAGCGGCAGUGCUGGUCUCACAGCUUGCUAGAAAUGCAGAAUUUUAAGACCCCAGUCCACAUUCCCUGACAUUUUUGGAAUCCCAGGUGAUCUGUGUGUG